Paramuricea clavata is the source of this 595-nucleotide messenger RNA. The record is from the annotation of a GenBank genome assembly. NCBI's taxonomy places the organism in Eukaryota, Metazoa, Cnidaria, Anthozoa, Malacalcyonacea, Plexauridae.
AUGUGGUGGGAUAGGGAGUUUAGCAGGCGCUUAUUGCAAGUUGGUGUCAUCCAGAGGUUGAAUGAACGGUAUGUAGAUGAUAUUAACAUUGCGGCAGAGGCAACAACACCGGUGUUAAAAUAUAAAAAUGGACAGAACUAUGUGGACCAAAGUAUGAUAAGGGAAGAGGAAAGGGUCAAAGAUGAUGAAAGGACAAUGAAGAUAAUCAAGAAGGUGGGCGAUGAUAUUCAUCAUUCUGUAGAAUUAAAAAUAGACAGUGGCGUAGCCAGCCCGACAAUUUGGUCAUGCUAUGCAAAUAUAUUUCUGUGUUCAUAAACCGUGAAAACAAUCAAUUUCUAAAGAAAUGAAUAAUGAUAAUGGUUUGAAAUUUGCAUAGCAUGACCAAAUUGUCGGGCUGGCUACGCUACUGGAAAUAGACUAUCCAUCAAAACACUUUGACCAGAAAUUACCGAUUCUGGACAUGAAAGUAUGGAUAGAAGAUCAGGAAAAAGAAGUCGAAGGGGUAACAAGAACUACGUCGGUUAUAAUGUAUGAGUUUUAUGCAAAGGAGGUGGCAUCGAAAGCAUUAGUGAAUGCGAGGUCAGCACUACCGUGA